AAGAAGCGGAAGUGCUCAGGUCGCUGUGUGAUGUCCUUGCCUUCCUAAUGUUGCUCUAACGUGGAUGGAAGAAACUGGACUUGUACUGGGUGCAGGGCUUCGUUUUCUCCUCACAUGGUUUUCCUCUAACAGGCCGUCUGUCUGUCCGUCAUGCCUCUUCAUAAAUUCCCUCCCAAACUUUGGGCGACCCUGAAGCUGCAGAAGGGCAUCUACGCUCGCCUCCCCAAACAUUACCUGAAGUCUCUGGAGCCGAAGGAGCCCACCCCGGUCCACUGGAAACCUCUGGGGGUGAAGUACCGAGCCAACCCGAAGACGGGACUGAAGGAGCGGGUCCAGGACGUCCCCAUCCCCAUCUACUUCCCUCAUGAAGCCCAGGAAGGCCUGUGGGGAGGAGAGGGCUGGAUCUCAGGGUUCAGAUACGCCAACAACGACAAACUGUCGAACCGUCUGAAGAAGACGUGGAAGCCUCAGCUGUUCAAGAGAGAAUUAUACAGCGAGAUCCUGGAUCACAAGUUCACCAUCACGGUCACCAUGAGAACCCUGGACCUCAUCGACGCCGCCUACGGCUUCGACUUCUACAUCCUCAAAACAUCAAAGGAGGACCUGAACUCUAAGCUGGGGAUGGACCUGAAGAGAGCCAUGCUGCUGCGCCUGGCCAACAGAGACACGGAGCUCUAUCCCUCCGACCCGCUGAAGAGAGACAAGAUCUACAGUAAAUACAAGCAGUUUGAGAUCCCAAAGGAGGAGGCUGAGUGGGUGGGUCUGAUCCUGGAGGAGGCUGUGGAGAAACAGAGGCAGCUGGAGGACAAGGAGCCAGAGCCUCUGUUUAAGAGCUGUGUGGAGAAGCUGGUGGAGGAGCUGCACCUCCAGAAACUCAGCGAGCCGCACGUCAUCGAGAAGGAGAAGACUGAAUCUGAGUCCUGAGUGGGACACAAUCCGCUUUUAAGACUGAAAAAUAAGUCGGUUGAACUUCUGAGCUGCUUCAAACGGUGGUGGCAGUCAGAGUUUCUGUUCCUGAGAGAAUUCACCAGUUUCUACAUUAUUUCCUUUUGGGACCGACUGUAGAAGGAAUCAGGUUAUAUUUAUGUCUUUCUGCUUCCAUUUAAGCUUCAUUCAUUGAUAUUUUUUUUCAAUAAAAAUAAAAGAUUCCCUUGUUUUCCUGCUCACCUGUUCCACAAAACAUAAUUAAAUCAGUCACCAAAAACCAUGAAAUGAAUUUGUGAAUUAUAUAAUUUAUUCUCAUGAUCAUCCAAAUGAACACAAACUAACUCUUGAACCAGAUGUUCAUAUUACAAAGAUUGCUAUCCAUGAUGUGAAAGUGCAAUCAUGAAGUUCAGUUGCAAUUGUUUUGAUAAAUAAAAGCUCAUUUUGAACU
Centropristis striata (black sea bass) is the source of this 1375-nucleotide messenger RNA. RefSeq names its product mitochondrial ribosomal protein L28 (gene mrpl28). The transcript has 6 exons. Lineage: Eukaryota; Metazoa; Chordata; Actinopteri; Perciformes; Serranidae. Bases 151 to 924 code for a protein of 257 amino acids. The record is from RefSeq and is a predicted model, not a curated record. Gene Ontology annotation, molecular function: structural constituent of ribosome. Gene Ontology annotation, cellular component: mitochondrial large ribosomal subunit.